Schistocerca serialis cubense is the source of this 840-nucleotide messenger RNA. Its product is annotated as skin secretory protein xP2-like. The record is from RefSeq and is a predicted model, not a curated record. The transcript has 4 exons. Lineage: Eukaryota; Metazoa; Arthropoda; Insecta; Orthoptera; Acrididae. Bases 1 to 840 code for a protein of 279 amino acids.
AUGGCAGACGAGGAAGGAGCAGCACCAGAAGCGCCCCCACAGGGCGAAGCUGCACCAUCUCCCAGCAAAAUGGCACCACCACCAUCUGCUAGCCAGGCUGCGGUACCGCCAUCUGCUAGCAAAGCAGCUGUGCCACCCUCUGCUAGCCAAGCGGCAGUACCACCGUCUGCUAGUAAAGCUGUGGUACAACCAUCUGCUAGUCAGGCAGUAGCACCAUCUCCAAGCAAAGCGGAAGCAGAAACAGGACGGAAACCUAGUAGAGUAGAGGCUGCACCAACACCUAGCAAAGCAGAAGCUGCACCGACUCCCAGCAAAGUAGAAGCUGCGCCGACUCCCAGCAAAGUAGAAGCUGCGCCGACUCCCAGCAAAGUAGAGGCUGCACCGACUCCCAGCAAAGCAGAGGCAGCUGUUAAACCCAGCAAAGUGGAAGCCGGAGUGGGAGAGACACCAUCAACGGAAAAGGAGCCGCAGCGGAAAUCUCGCAGCAAGAUGUCCGUGACGGCGGGCUCCCGCAUUUCAGUACUAGGUGGCCAGAGACCGGAGAGCCUGAUGCGCGUUCGGCCAGCCUCCAGGGCCUUCCAGCGGUCUGGCAGCUUCAUCUCCUUCCGCAGGAGCAGCCUCGGCUUUGACAAGAUGAAGGCCAUGUACGAGAACAGCUACGUUCUGGACCCGAAAAAGCCGUUCAGCAGUGACCGCGUGUCCUUGCUGCUGCACGACCUACUCGAGGGGGAGGAGAUGAGCUACCCGGAGCGCUACGACCCGGACAGCGCGCGUAAGCUGGCGCACGACGUCGCGGCGCAGCUGCGCGCCGGUAUCAAGGACCUGGCGUUCGACAGGUAA